UGCUACUACAAUCAACAUUUCAUUAGUUAAAAAGUAUGUAAUUGCUACUUUCGAGAAACAUCUACUGUAAACACGUAUUUGUCGCCGUCAUGCUCUAUCGAUAAGCGUUCGUGUUAUAAGCGUUCGCAGGAAUUAUGCGCGUUCAUGACGUUCAAGGCUGGCGAAACAUCAUCACACAACGCUCACGUUACGGUUACCUCCGCGUAUUCACCGCCGGCGUGACGCUGCUCACAUUUCAAAAUCAAACGCUGAAAUAGUUUACCGAUCCGCUCGGUAAUACUCGCGCUCUCUGUACAUACAAACAGACACAUCGCACAGCGAUUAUUCGGUGUCAAGUGGCCAGGCGUCCUUGCCGUACAUUUGUUGGUAUCGUGCGGAAUUCACAUCAGUCGAAUGGAAAUGACGAACGAAGCAGCCAACGUGAUGGCACCGAAGAUCAUCCGCGACGAUGUGAAGACGGUUAUUGUCAACACCGGAAAUAUUUUAUCAUCGAAUGAUAUCACGAAGAAUCCAGGACAAAAUCCUGCUGAGGAAUUAGCAGAAGCUGUUGGCCUUACAGUGUCUACAAUUGAUUUGGGAUCUAUUAAUAUUGAUAAUGGUGUUGCCCAUUAUGAACAGAAAGGACUUUUGGGGGAUGUAGCUAAUGAAGAAAUUGAGAACUUAAAAAUUGGUAUUAAGGUGUUUCUAGAAGAUGACAACUCCAAGUUUUUACAGGAAGCCAUUGAUAAAGCAUUUGCCGCAUUGAAUGUCUCUGCCGUUCACAACGUUAUAAUUUCCUUGAAUAACAAAGGCACCGGCGAUGAACAAGUGCGAAAAAUUAAAAACAUCUGGAGCAGUGUUGAGAGCUACGUCAAAACCAGUAAAAUUCAACAAGUUGGUUUGUCCGACGUGGAAGAGAGCGCAUUCCGACGGAUUUACAGCGAUGCAAAUAUAAAACCAAGCAUAAUUCAAAUUAAUUUGGCUACGUGUUGCGUCGUCCCGCCCAGUCUCCAGCAAUUCUGCAAGGAUAAUGAAGUUUUACUGCUUACACACAGCGAUCCUGCAGAAAUUUUACCAGCGACGGCGAUUGCGGACAUCUUCGGUGCGCCAUUCAAUCUCAACUGGGCGGUGCGAUUCCUGGUUCAUAUUAAAUGCCGCGGUGUACUUACAACUAAGGGCUACAUAUUAAGUUUGAGCAAAUGAGUAAUUCACCACUUUUAAAGUAUUACAUACAUAUAAACACACUGUGAAUUUAAAAUUGAUAAAUGUUGAUGUAGUUUUGCAGUGUUUUGGUGUGUAAAACACAUUCUUAGUUUUAGAAAGUGUUUUUGGUUGUUUCUAACUUGAUUAUUAAAGCAUUAUUUUUAUUAUCAA
Messenger RNA from Dalotia coriaria, 1353 nucleotides. RefSeq names its product Glutamate-cysteine ligase modifier subunit (gene Gclm). Gene Ontology annotation, biological process: glutathione biosynthetic process. Lineage: Eukaryota; Metazoa; Arthropoda; Insecta; Coleoptera; Staphylinidae. Bases 394 to 1182 code for a protein of 262 amino acids. The transcript is spliced from 4 exons. Gene Ontology annotation, molecular function: glutamate-cysteine ligase catalytic subunit binding; enzyme regulator activity. The record is from RefSeq and is a predicted model, not a curated record. Gene Ontology annotation, cellular component: glutamate-cysteine ligase complex.